Messenger RNA from Dermacentor albipictus, 819 nucleotides. The record is from RefSeq and is a predicted model, not a curated record. NCBI's taxonomy places the organism in Eukaryota, Metazoa, Arthropoda, Arachnida, Ixodida, Ixodidae.
AUGUGUGGUGUGACACUCCCAGUAUUCAGCCUGUUGUUGAGCCUGCUACCUACCUCUAGAUACAAGAGCACAGAUGUCACACGGGAGGAUAAGUUAUGUUUGUUCCUAGCUAAACUUCGCCUUGGGAUAACAUACAGCGCCUUGGCAGUUAUAUUCGGAGUGAGUGCGACAACUGCAUCAAACAUCUUCAAGAAAAUACUCGAGAUCUUGAGUGUGGUGCUGCAGGAAUGGGUCUACGUGCCACCAAGAGAAGUCAUCAAGCUGUCCAUGCCACCUGCAUUUAAAGUAAACUACCCUAACUGCAGUUUCAUCAUAGACUGCAGUGAAAUCCGUACAGAAAUGCCGUCAAAACCAGAUUGCCAGCAUGUUUUAUAUUCCAACUACAAGGCAGGCUACACCGUAAAGUUUCUUGUAGGCAUCAUCCCCAAUGGAAUGAUAACCUUUGUGUCUAAGGUGUAUGGCGGGCGGCAUACUGACUCCUUCAUCACGCAAGACUCUGGAUUCCUAGAGCUCAUCAAACCUGGUGAUCUCGUCCUAAGUGACAAAGGGUUUCCUAGCAUUAGGACAAACGUAGAAGGAAAAGGUGGAGUUCUACUCAUGCCCCCAUUUAAUUCUGGGGGUCAGAUGUCUGAAGAGGCCAUGGACAGUACAUACAAAAUUGCAGCUGUACGCAUUCACGUUGAGCGCGUCAUUCAGAGGUUAAAAAUUUACAAAAUAUUAUCGAACAGACUACCUCUAAGCUUGGUCCCCCACAUGAGCAAAGUGCUUUCUGUUUGCGCUGCCCUUGUCAACAUGCAGCCGCCUAUUAUAAAGAAAUGA